Molecule: messenger RNA, 7721 nt
Organism: Dermacentor silvarum
Lineage: Eukaryota; Metazoa; Arthropoda; Arachnida; Ixodida; Ixodidae
Product: protein vein
Exons: 10
Coding region: 14-1156 (380 amino acids)
Biological process (GO): nervous system development; intracellular signal transduction; animal organ development
Molecular function (GO): signaling receptor binding
Source: RefSeq, a predicted model, not a curated record
CCAGGCUGCUAGCAUGACCCGGCCUCUGCCGCUGCUGCUGCCCGUGGUGCUCGUGGCAGCGGCCGCCUCGGGCGCGCGCUGCCCGCAGGACCAGGACCGCUGGGACGCGAGCAACAAGGCGCUCACCUCGUCGCUCGUCUUCCAGGGCCGGCUGCUGUCCAAGUCGGUGGACGCGGCGGGCAACCUCCUGGCGCGCUUCCGCGUCCAGAAGGUGCUCAAGCCCAUGCCGACGGCGACGUUGCGACGCCGCCAAGAGGUGGUCGUCGCCCUGGUCAAGAGCCGGCCGCCGCCCACGCCGCAACACCUCAACCGCUCCGCGUCGCCGCGCGCCCCGCGUCGCGACGCGCUCAACAACGAGGCUCUGGCACCCCGCCGGCGGACCUUGUGCCCCGUGUCCGUGCCGCAGGGAUUCGUGUUCAACGCACGUUACCUCGUCUACGCCAACCCCAUCGCCGGCCGCGCGGCACGACGGCUGCUGCUGCCGGCGGCGGCGAACUUCUCGGCGGCCGCCACGCCUGACCACUACACGCGCCGCGCCGGACGCGCCGUCAAGAAGGUCGUCUGCAACGGAUGCGUGCUAAAGCCGGCGCAGGCCAAGUGGUUGCGGUCCACAUCGCGGGUGGACGCGUACCGGCGGUUACAACUGCGCUGCAAGCUCAACGGGAACCCCAUCCCCUGGGUGCAGUGGUACUUCAUGGGCAAGCCUGUCACGCCCAACUCCAGGGUGCACAUCGUCACCAAAUGGCGCCGGUCUCGGCUGGAGAUCAAGAGCGCCCGGCGGCAGGACUCGGGCCUGUACGAGUGCCGGGCGUGGAACGUGCUGCGCAAGGAGCCAUCCACGGUCUCCGUGAGCGUGUCGGUGCGUGACCGCUACCCACCGCCACCACCCACGCCGGAGCCCACACGGGCCACAGCGUCCACCACGACCAACGACUCUACACUAUGGCCCUUGAAAGGACGGCCCUGCCCGCUGGCCUCCUACUGCCUCAACGGAGGGACUUGCAUCUUCUACGAGGCCGUCAAGGAGCCCGUCUGCCAAUGUGCAGAAGGAUUUAUUGGGCAGCGUUGUGAAAACAAGGACACUGCGUCACUGAAAACAGCGCCUCCUGAAUUCGAUACGACGAUCCAAAUGAUGCAGUCCUACUGGAUCCGAUAGGCGUCGCCUGCUCUAGGAAACUAUUUAUACAUAUAUAUAUAUAUAAAUAUAUAUAUGAGACGGUGUAUGUACAUAGGCUAUUUAAAACAAGCAACAAAAGAUUCGCUGGAGAAAGAAGAGCCAACGAAAAAUCAAAACGCUUCGAAAUGAACAGAUGUGGAAGCAAUGAUUGAACCAUGAACAUCGUCCUUACAGGCAGGGAGUCAUGCUUAUAUAGUAUUUGUGGCCAUUAUUAUGGGGGUGGUGCUAUUCCUGGAAAACUGCUUCCUCGUAGCCUGGACUGUCAAAAGGCACAUGAAAACUCACAAGAAAAGGCGGCCAUGGGCCACAUCUGAGCAGACACCUAAAUGUACCCAAAAGGUCGUCAAGCUGCCAGCAAUGGCUGGCCAUUCAGUAGUUCCAAGAGUGUGUGACGGUGCCAUCUCUGACAAGCAAGCCUCCCAGAAACUGCAUAGAGGUGUUUUGCCAUGCAGCUGCAACAGCAAACAACUCGGAGACCCACAACCAAUGUCUCACCAGUCAAGGGGCAGAAGAAUACAAAGUUGUCAUCAACAGUGAUGGGGAACCGGACCAGUCUAUUGCUGGCAGCUCAAUGACAGCCACAAGCGGAGCAUUCCAGUGCCAUUCGUGCAGUUCGGCAGUUCAAGAGCUUAGACUCAUGUGCCAGGACAAGUCUUUUUGACGAAGAACUUGAGCAUCAUGUGCGAAACGUUGUCAGCGAAGUACAGCAUGCGUUUGUCCAUGCCAGUACCAAAGAAAUAACUUGAACAGCACACUACAUUUUUUUUUUUGUUGUUGUCCUUGUCAUCAAAAGCUGUGCCUCGCUGACGACGUCCGUGACUCCCCCAUACCCAACCCCCUGCCAUACCCCCAACCAACGGUGGCAGUUUGUUUCCGGGCAGAGUUGAGGGUGGCCACAUCAGCUCUCGACAAAAAUGGAUUGUGCUUCAGCAGUUUCCUUGUUCUCUCUUCUCGAAUCAUGCCAUUCCUGCAUUUAUUACUGUCGUGUGUUUUUGUUUGUGCAGAGUAUCUUUGCAACAUGCUGAACAAGUGAACUGCAGUUGCUUUUUUUUAUUAGUUUAGAUGCAUACUCCCUCGCUAUCUGAGAUGCAAUGAAUUCUGCAUGCAUCGUAUUGCCUGAAGCAACAGGCAGUGGUGUAUUGUGGACUCUAUAUUUAUUUUGGAGAAUUCAGCAACUCAUCGAGCUGGGGAUGUGACUUGCAUUUUGGGAAAGCAUUGUGUUAGAUCUUUACCUCAGUAAUGUUUGGUCACAUCACCUUGAUGUGGCAAAAAAAAAAUGCUUGCAGUCGUUAGUUUUAGCACAGCUUUGUGCCGACUGCAUGUUGCUCGCUCGUGCUGUGUUGUGAUUUUCCUUUUUUUAACUUAUGAGUGAUGCGUGUCUGACAGGCUUUUGUACUUAUGUGGGCCUAAUGUACUGACUGAACAUGUCUCUCGUCUGAGAGACUCUAUGGCUGUUUGAACUACUCGCUAUAGUUGUUGCAUGUGUACACUACUGCCAUAGUCUCUCGGUGGCAUCUUCUCUGGUUACUGAUGGCUUUAGAAGUGCUGAAGAAACAUUUUCACGAGCACGAGUCUGUAAGCGCAGUUACGUUUUAAGCCUGCUAUCUGCUGGACAGCAUUUUAUUCUCUGGCAUAAGAAAUGCUGCUUACAGUUCUCACACACAUUGACAUUACUCUUUCUAAAUGUUGGCAGCCAACACAAAAAGGGGUCCUGCAUGUGGUGGUAACGAGUUAACAUAUUGUUCUCCAAAUACACUCGCAAAAAAGAAAUUUCUUGGAUAACACAAAUUACUGGCUACUUGCACUAAAUCAAAACACAUGCCAUUUCAGUCAUUGCACAAACAACAGAGAGAGCUGUAAUAACGUACAAGGCCCCAACACCUAAUGAAACAAGUUUUGACUGAGAUAUCCGACUUGAAGAGAUGCAACUACAUAUUAUAUAUAAAGAAAUGGAACAUUAGCGGUAAACGAAUAGUGACUAAUACGAAGCCUUAAAACCAUUUAACUGAAACACUAGUGGUAGGAGCUUCAUCAUGUCAUCGCUUUUGUUCAGCAAGCAACCUGCACGUCUUUCAGCAGAACUGUAUUCGGAAGAAAAUCAGGAAGUUGACGAGAAAAAUAGUGUCGCACUGUUAAGCUGCCUGUAGCAUGUUAACAAAACUGGCUACAAGUACUGAACAGUGAACAUUUUCAAUCACAUUGAAUACAAAUAUCAGAAAAAUAGAGACUUUGAAAUUUGAAUUUUUUUCUGCUUGAAAAACAGAAAAGGAAGCACAGGGAAGAAGUUUGGCAAAAAGUGAAAUUUUUUCCCUUUCGAUACACACUAUGCUAGGCCCCAUCUGGAAUUUCACUAUGAUAAGCAGGUUGUAAAUAAGCAAGACACAGAAGGUCAGCACUGCAUGUGCUGGUUGGCUUUGCAGCGGGCACUCAAAGCAGCUGGUAGACCCAAGCAAGGACAUGUUUUUAUUGCAAGCAAGUUCCAAUAAUUGUAACUCCGCACAUUUGGCCAUAACAAAAUAUCUGAAGAAAUCAAAUAUCAACAUGUAAAAUCGUUUGCUUCGGUUCCAAACAGAAGCCUUAUCAUUAGGUCAUGGUCAUCCGUCUGGCAUGACGUAGACAGCAUGAGACUCCAUGGACUGACUGGACCAUUUAUGCAGUUCCAUAAGUUGGCUGCCCUGCACAACUUCACAGCCACAAAGAACUUUCCUGAACUGGGUACAUUAUUGAUGGACUGCUCAAGGGAAAGCACUCUGCCACUAUCGACGUGCCUCAGUCAGAUAUUUUUUUUCUUCGUGUACUGAGCUAGAAAACUGGGUGCUGUUGCAGUUCUAUCUCCUAAGCACGCAUCUUCCUGAGCUAGGUUGCUCAGCACAAAUUGGUGUUCGAGGUGGCCAGUGACGGGUCAGAGUUAAAGAGUUCAUGGCUUAUAGAAGCCAAAUGGCAUUCACCAUUAGCUUUUGAUAAUAAAUGUAAAAGUGGGUCUGGGACAAGAGUUUUUGGUGGCAGUAGAGCAGCCACCUUACUAAAUUUCAGAGCAGCCAACUUGCAGAACUUUACAGAAACGUCCAGAAUGGUCACAAAAUUAGGUACUUGCCAGUAACUUCUACUCUGAUACCUAAAAAAAUGUCACUGAAUGCUAUAACACAACAAGAAGAGAGGCCAAAAUGCUUACCUUCUGAAAUUCCCACUGAAUAUAAGCUUCAGUGUAUUUGCGAAAGGAGCAAUUAUUCAAUCUCACUAAGGUCUAAGAACUGCUAUAGUCGUUCAGUCCAACAGUGUGUCUGGUAACUGCAAGAUGUUAAACAGAUAUCCCAGCUGUUUCCAAAUCUGCCAUGCAAUACAAAACAACUGAAUCACACUUUAUUUGCAGCUUAUUUCAGCAUGCAUGACCCCUAAGGAAUUUAGUUUAAAUGCUGCCUACUAGAGUGUAGCCUCUUCUAAGAGAGCUCUCGUGAAUGAUGUACCUGGCUGAAGAUCUAUGUGGGGCAAAUUCUUUUAUGAAAAAAUCUGAGUAAUCAGCUGCAGAAUAUAUAUAAAAGAAAUACAGGUGUCCCUUGGGUCCUACAAAGGUAAGCUGUAUUAAAAUAAUUUCACUUUAAACAAGGCAGGGAUUUGGAAGCCACUGAGGGACUCUGCUACUGCCAAAGUGGGUACAAGAUAGGCUUCUAGAGCCACACGGUGGAAAUGCUGCAAGCUUUUAGACUGCUGUUUAUGAGAAAGCAUAGUAUUGUGUCAAGGUAUCGUGUCCAGCAUGUUUGUGGCCUCAACCAUCACAAUGCAAUGCAGUGUUCACUUUACUUUUUUUUUGUGCAUUGUGCUUCAGAAGAAAAAAUUAACUGUUAAAAAUGCUUACAUCAUGACCUACAUUUAAUAAGAAAUGUGCCCUUCAUUGUAACUGCAGUAAGCUCUCAUAACAACCAAAGACUGUGUUGACCAGUUCUGCAAAGUGUUUUUGCUGACGUGGCAAGAUAAGUAAACCAACCCGAAGGUUGAAACAGCUAAGCAUAUUCAACAUACACAAAUGCUUGAGCAACAGUAUGAGCAAUAGAACAACCCCUUCUUUCUUGUGGGACCUCCGGUUAUAGUGCAAUAGGCUUUGGGGUCCCUUUCACACAACUCGGCCAGUGCUCUUUCUUACACCUUGAUCUCAUUAGUUCAUUGUGUCUAUGUAAUGUAGUAGUGUGUCCUCCCGAUUAGUCAGUUGAUACAUACACAGACAGCAGCAGCAGCAGCUCAGCUUGUUUUCAAGUGCGAAGUAUGCCCACCGGCUUUGUGGUCACACACAUUGGUUCAGUCACAAGAAUCAUUGCAAGUCAUUUCAGACAGCUUUUGCCUUCAUUACUACCGUUGUUCCUAAACUUUGCUGAUGACUUCAUUUGUAUCUAAGCUAUUCUCAUUUCUUCAACCGAGCAACACCACUGUUCGAGCUUUGAUGCGAGUCACUGUUUGUAAAUGCUUUUGAUUGCUUGUGAUGAUUAUGCAGCAGCUUUGUAUGCUUCAUCGAAGGUGCUGAGUGAGUUUGGAAAGAAAAGGUUCAGAAUUAUAGGAGUGUUUUUUAUGGAGAUUCCACAGCUGCCAGCGUGCAUUUGAAGCGGUUGUAAAUAGAGUGAUGCAGUUUGGUUCUUGUACAUAGUUUUUUUUUCCCGAGACAGUAACAAUACAAAUACAAGUUACAGUGUUAGACUGUUGAACAUAAGCGUGCAAGGGGAACUGAAAACAUUAAGGCCUUAUUGCACAAAACUUUGCACAAGUGAAAUGAGCGUCAGUGCACAUUAAAUUUUAAAAGGUGGAUCUGCUCAGAAAUUUAGUUGCAGAAAUAUGUGCAACAAAUUUGACAAAAUCCUCGGCCUGUGCCUAACAAACGGCGCAACAUGUAAACCACACCAAGAUCAUUACAUAAAAGCCGUGUCGACUGCGAGUAGUUGAUAAAGAAGCAAUGAAAAUGUUCUACGGAAUACAGGGUGCCAACUUCUCGUUACUCUGCCUUCCAAACUGGUUUGGGCUUUCUUCCCUUUUUUUUUCUUACACAAGUCAAUGUAAGCACAAGCCUUAAAACUGUGUUAGCUAAAAGGAAAGAGCGCCAUUAAUCUUCUGCACACAAAAAAGAUAUAUUUUAAGCAACACAAAUGCUGCCCUUGAAGUUCCACAAGAACCGCUUGUGCAUACCAAGAGUGACUGUACCUUUCAAGUCUGAAUGACAUGCUGCCUCUGCCUACAUUCUAACGUUGUAGUGUCAGCAGAUGAGGACAUGUUACAAGGACAAGAGUGCCUAAAAGGAGUCAAUGAAGCACCAUGAAAGAUCACUUCCAAAAAACGCAAUGCAUUGUUGAUGUUCAAAUGUAAUCUUGUGCUUAACCAGUCAACGGUCCCUCGUAACAUGUCAGACUUUCAGCUGGCUGUGUUAAAUGCUCCUGAACUACAGUUGGGGCUAAAUUAGAACAUUGCGAAAGAAGUCAAUGACACAUGUAGCCGCCACAGAGAACACUGCUGAAAAGUGACACAUUCUUAAAAUUGACAUUUUAAGAGUAAAUUAGCCUACCAAGCGGCCCUGAAAAAUUGUUAUUUUGGGCAGGGCCAGGUUUCAUUCUCGAGCCAAACGCAAAAGUAGCGAAUAACUUCAGCAGGCAAUUACGCUCCCAUGCUGACAACAAGGUGUGGCGUAGAGGUAGCAUUUAAUGUAAUCACAAAGACAAAUAGCAAGAAAGGAUGUUUGGAUGUUACAAUAGCACAGAGCAGUAAAAUAUUUUGAUGUCUUCAAAAUGGAACAUUCAUGGAAAAAAAAAGUACAGCGAGGAAGGGGAGAGGGAGAAAGGAAGGCUCAACUCUUGGGUUUCACACGCAUAUGUAUUGCAUAAGUGGCCCACAAUUUGCAGCUUUUUAUUUUACUCACAGUAAGAUAGCAACUGAACAACAGGCCCAGUUGUUUGCCCAACUUUCCUAGGGCACUGUUUCUGAAAAUCUGUGUGCGCGACACUAAAAACAACAAAAAAAACUUUAAGAUCUGAGCAGUUCCAACACAAAGCAUUGUAUUUGUGAGCUCAGGGAGCAUGGGAACACUGCCUUCAUUGUUGGUAUUGUGUAGGGAGACUUGCUAUACUCUGCCAGAAAAUACUGCGCAACUACUUUCGGUAGACAGAGUAUUGUUUUAAAGUCAACAACUCUGGUGUUUCGAGUUUUUAAACCUGUUUCAGAAUGUGUGCGAGUCCUGAAAGGCAGCUCUCGAUCUGUGCUGCUUUUACUGCGUGACAAAUGGAAAGACCGCAUUCACACCAUUGCAUUUUCUUUCAUUUGUUUUACAUUUCAAAGCACACUAUGUUGCAUUUUUACUCCCUUUACUAGCAGAGUGGCAUACACUAAAACAGAAAUGUUGUGAAGUGGUGCUGUCCCCUACUUCGUUGUUUUAAAAAAAAAUUUUUUUUUCAGAUAUCAUCACCUACACUUGUUACAAUAUGAAAAAAAAAGUGUCAUUCACUGGAAACGUGUGCCAUAUGUUUCAUAGCACAUUCGGAUGCAUUUUAUUUAUUAAUAAAAUAAAAGUCGGUUA